AGCAGUGGGUACCCCGCGGAAGUUGAUUUGUAGUGUGAAGAUAUGGUAAUUUGCGUGGAUAAUUUACAUGAAAUGGUGUUAAAGGCUUAAUUGUAGUACAGUAUUUUUCCCAACGGUUUUGAUAUUCUGUUACAGGAGCAGAACAGAACCUGUUGCUGAAAAUGUUGGAGUGUGGGAUGCUGGAGCGGGACAGGCUGGCUAUUCGGAGGCAGUCUGCUAUCCUGUGCAAACAGCUGGUCGUUGAUGAGCUGCUCAUUCAGUCACUGCAGGCAGAUGAUAUCUUAACCGAGAGCAUGGCAGAAAGCAUCAUGGCCGAACAAACAUCUCAGAAACGCAGCUGGCGUUUGUUACUUCUCCUACCAAAGCGAGGACCCAAAGCCUUCAGAAGUUUCUGUUCAGCUCUCAGAGAAACUGAGCAGCAGCACCUGUGUGACCUGCUCACACAAUCACCUGUACAAGAUGGCAGAGAGACGCAUGUAGAUAGUAGUCACCCUGAGAAAGUGCCAGAGGGUCAGGCAGGGCAACUGGAGGGAGCACAAAAGAGGAGAGAGACAUCCAUAUUAGACCAAGAGGACAAGAGUGAGGUGAGCAGCAGCUCAUCAUUCCCAGUCCAAGUCACAGGUAGAUGCUGCUGCUCAGAAUCAUCAUGCAGGGAGGAGGACAGGAACAAAGAGAGACAAAAGACGAAGGCGAGAGGAAGUGAGAAGCAGACAGAUACAAUAGUGGGGUCUUCUCUUCCACUUCCAACUCAGGAGGAGUUUGCUGCCAAGAGAGCAAGAACACAUGAGUCCAUGGAGUUCAGUCUUGAUGCCGACAGCCCCAUCAACACUCCUGUUCUCCCGUGCGCUCCAGAGUUUUACCACUCUCACUGCCAGCAGGCUUACAGAAUGAAUUCAUCUCCUCGUGGCUAUGCUUUAGUGAUCAGCAAUGUGAGCUUUGACUCUUGUGCUGCUCCUGACCUUGACCUAAGGAAGGGCGGUGAGGUGGAUGCAGAAGUCCUUAGGAAAGUUUUUACAGAACUGGACUAUCACGUCAGUGUCCACAAAGACCUUACUGCUCAGGGCAUGAGGUCUUGUAUUGAGAAUUUCUGCAGACGGCCAGAACACCGAACAGUGGACAGCUGUGUGGUGUGUCUGCUCUCCCACGGAGUGGAAGGAGCAAUUUAUGGCACAGAUGGACAGCUCCUGCAGCUUGACUGGGUGUUUGAGGCCUUUGACAACGCUCAUUGUCCACUGCUUCAAAACAAGCCGAAGAUGUUUUUCAUUCAGGCCUGCAGAGGAGAUGAGAUGGACUGUGGAGUGGAGCAGAUAGACGGCCCAGUUAGGACUCUCUCACCAAGCUGCGAACAGAGGGAUGCUGGGAGAGAAGGACAGGGGGAUGUAGACCCCAGACAGAGAGUGGACAUGGGGAGACCAAGGAUUAAACUGCCGCAGCGGUCAGAUAUGAUCUGUGGCUUUGCAUCUCUCAAAGGUCAGAGAAUUUGCACAGCAGCGAUGCGAAACACCAAAAGGGGGUCCUGGUUCAUCCAGGAACUCAACACAGCACUCCGGCUUAAUGCCAGAAACACACACCUUGCAGACAUCCUGGUGCAGGUAAACGGACGUAUCAAGGAGAGGGAAGGUUACGCUCCAGGCACCGCCCACCAUCGCUGCAAAGAGAUGUCAGAGUUCACCAGCUCACUCUGCAAAGACCUCUACCUUUUCCCCAAGUACCAGCACCAGUAUUGACAUGUAAAAGUGCACUUUAAAUCAACACACACACAGAUCAUUCCUUUCAUUGAAGCCAUUCACACACAACUGCUCAUCGCACAUUUCCACACACUCAGACAUUCCCCCGUUACAACUUUACACGAAACAUGUUUUUUUUUUCUUCUUCUUUUCUUUUUCUUCUUCUUCUUUUUGUCAAUUUAAACCACAGAUGUGCAUGAGAACACACUGAGAUAAAUCUGAAAAGAAGUAAAAAGCAAGCUUAUGUUAAUCUGCAUGUACUUCGAAAUGGGUAAUAAUAUCGCAUACAACAAACUCAUGUAUCUGUGUGUCUGUGUCCAUGCCAGUUAGAGGAUUUGUAUGUUAAUCCUUUUCAGUCAAACUGCACAGCUACUUUAGAGGUUUCAGAAAUCUCUCUUUUUAAAAUUUAUUUUGUACACAGAUCUAUUUUUGUGGCUUGAUUUUGUAUGAAAUUGUUUUUAUAAGAAUUUUUAAGCCCUUGCUUUUGUUUGUACAUGGUCGUUAUUGUGACCACUUGUUGUUUCUAGUUUAGCGACAGGCAGGGGGCAGCACCACAGAGAACAAGUGCAUUUCAUCACUGUUCAAAAUAUUCCAUAUUGUCAUGAUUGCAGACAGCUAUGGCAUUCCUUUCAUGCAGGUAUAUUUAUCAUGAAACAGUUUUUUUUAAACACUCAUAUUAAAUAAAACAUUUUUUCCUUAAUUUGCCUUAUGAGGAGGAAAAAUUACAAAGCAGCUUUAAAGGGAAGUCUUGAAGUCUUUCAGUUAUUUUCCUUUUCGCAUUUUGCCUUUGGAUGUUCAGUGGAGAAAAAGGAAAAAAAAAUUAAAUGUAAAUUUCAUUGAUCUCAUUGAUAGUAAAUUAGGUUGGGGUGGCGGGCUGGAAUGUGGUGCUACUUGGAUCAUUACCUACAUGAUAAACUGAUUAUUAUUUCUGUUUUUCUCCCCAUUUGGGAGUUGCAUAUUUAGUGUCCUUAUUGUACCCUACUGUAUCCGACAUGGUAAGGAUAGAAAAUGUCUUCCAUAAGCAAUAUGCAGUUUUUUACAGCAGCCUGUGCCAUGUGAGGAUGACUCAUUCGAUACAUGUAUGACCAUGAUGGUGCUUUCAUAUAAAGAUUUGCAUUUCUGAACGCAGUGUACUUAGUUACAACAGUGUUGUAUUGCAGAAAGAAGAAUACUUGGUUAAAAAAUAUUGGUUGUUAACAAUCUGUACACAAAAAGACUUAAAGAUGCUGUGUAUGAGGUGGUCAUGUUUAUUCUACUCUGAAGUACUCAAUCCUUUUAAUGAUUUUCAUUUUAUGGUUAAGCGAUAUCAUUUAAAGAGGGAAAUGCUGGAGUGUUGUAAAAGCUUAGCUUUCCUGAAAGAUGAAAGGUUUUAAAGGUUGUUUGCUGCCAAGCUCUUCUUAGUUGUUUGUGGAGGAUGCUAAAGACAUUUUAUUCUGUCGCCAAUGACUGCCAAUUAUUCCAUACAAUAAAAAAGCUAUGGCUUUUUAAAAAGA
Molecule: messenger RNA, 3220 nt
Organism: Melanotaenia boesemani (Boeseman's rainbowfish)
Lineage: Eukaryota; Metazoa; Chordata; Actinopteri; Atheriniformes; Melanotaeniidae
Gene: casp2
Product: caspase 2, apoptosis-related cysteine peptidase
Exons: 13
Coding region: 162-1727 (521 amino acids)
Biological process (GO): proteolysis; regulation of apoptotic process
Molecular function (GO): cysteine-type endopeptidase activity
Source: RefSeq, a predicted model, not a curated record